Messenger RNA from Colletotrichum aenigma, 279 nucleotides. RefSeq lists its product as uncharacterized. NCBI's taxonomy places the organism in Eukaryota, Fungi, Ascomycota, Sordariomycetes, Glomerellales, Glomerellaceae. Bases 1 to 279 code for a protein of 92 amino acids. The transcript has a single exon. The record is from RefSeq and is a predicted model, not a curated record.
AUGCACCGCCUCCACCACAACCACUCUCCCGGGCCCAGGCCUACCCGCCCUCGCCGCCAUCAGCGACGUCUUCACCGCCCUCUACGGCCCCGAGUCCAUCACCCUGCGCGCCGAGCAGGCCCGCGUGGCGACCUGCAACGGCCUGCUCUUCGGUCUCUGGAACGGGCACCCGUACACCGUCACCGAGCCGGAGGGUCUGCGGGCGGAGGUUGCGACGCGGGAUCCAGGGGUCGGCGGGGAGUGUCUUGGCCAUGCGGACCAGGAGACCGGGGUGGAUGA